Molecule: messenger RNA, 1637 nt
Organism: Zeugodacus cucurbitae (melon fly)
Lineage: Eukaryota; Metazoa; Arthropoda; Insecta; Diptera; Tephritidae
Product: aminomethyltransferase, mitochondrial
Exons: 3
Coding region: 237-1502 (421 amino acids)
Biological process (GO): glycine catabolic process
Cellular component (GO): mitochondrion
Molecular function (GO): protein binding; aminomethyltransferase activity
Source: RefSeq, a predicted model, not a curated record
AGAAUGUUGUACCAAUUCGACAGCCUCGAACUCUGCUUGACUCUUUUGUACACAAGCAGAGUUUUCAAUAAAGUAUGACUACCUACAGAGAUGCCGUUCGUUAUCAGCAUUCUAUUAUCAGUAUGCUAUAAUACAAAUAUUAUGAUCAUUUAUGUUAGGCUUGAAGACGUGCUUUCUAACCUCGACUUCAACUACUUCAACUAGUCAAUUUAGUGUGUGGUGAAGCAGCAUAAGCCAUGUUUAAAAUUUACAGAUCGAAGCGCAUUACUUUAACUUGCGGCAAGUUAUUGAAGAAUUUCCGUGAAUAUGCCAGUACAAAAUCGCCGCUGCAAGCACAACAUACCGCGCUCUAUGAUUUCCAUACGAAGCAUGGCGGCAAAAUGGUAAACUUUGGCGGUUACAUACUCCCCGUACAGUAUUCGGAUCAGAGCAUAAUUGCAUCGCAUUUGCACACGCGCCAGCAUGCUGCCAUAUUUGACGUUUCGCACAUGUUGCAGACAUAUGUGCGUGGCAGCGAUGCAAUCGCAUGCAUAGAAUCGCUAUGCACCGCGGACAUUAAGGGUAUGGCAGUUGGUCAGAGCACCUUAACUGUAUUUACAAAUGAGAAUGGUGGUAUAUUGGAUGAUUUAAUCGUAACCAAAAUUAGCGAUGAACAAUUGUAUAUUGUCUCGAAUGCGGCUAUGAAAUCGCAAGACAUGCAAAUAAUGAUGUGCGCCAAGGAUCACUUUACAGCUGAUGGCAAAAAAGUUGACAUCGAAUUUUUGUCAACAAGCGAUCAAUCGCUUAUCGCCGUACAAGGCCCAAAGGCGGUAGCAAACCUGCAGAAACUGCUACCGAAAACAAAAACACUGGACGAGUUUUAUUUUCUGCACACGACUGUUAGCGAAGUGGCUGGCAUACAAGAUUGUCGUAUAACACGUUGUGGGUAUACUGGUGAAGAUGGUGUUGAGGUGUCGGUUCCUUCGGCACAUGUUGUGCAUGUAACCGAAGCAUUGUUAAAUGCAAAUGAAUAUUUAAAACUGGCUGGCCUAGGCGCAAGGGACACACUGCGAUUGGAAGCUGGUCUCUGCUUGUAUGGCAGCGAUAUCAACGCGGAAACUACACCUGUGGAAGCGGGCUUGGCUUGGUUAAUUGCACGACGUCGCCGUAACGAAAGCAACUUUCCCGGCGCCAAACGAAUUUUGUCCCAAUUGGAUAAGCAAACAGACGAAAUUAAGCUGCGUCGUAUUGGUUUGACUAUGUGUGAGGAUAAAAAGUCGCCUCCUGCACGCGCUGGUUCAAAAAUCUAUCAUAAAGAUAAAGAAGUUGGCUAUAUAACAAGUGGUUGUAUAAGUCCUAGCCUUGGCAAAAAUAUAUCUAUGGGUUAUAUUGCAGCGGCACAUGCUAGAACACCGCAUGAAAUGGUACAACUUAAAAUUCGUGAUAAUUUCUACGAUGCCUUUAUUACACGCAUGCCAUUUGUGAAAACCAAUUACUUCAAUAAACCAAAGAAUUCAGUUUGAAAUGAUAUAAACUAAUUGUGAAUAUCUUUCCGAAUUUGUAUAAUUUUCGCAAAUUAACAUUUUUGAGCAAAUGACAUUCAUCAUUCAUUUAAGAAAAUUUAAUGUAUUUUAUUAAAUACUUUAUUAGAAAUGUAA